AUGAAUAUCACAAAAGCUUAUGUGAUUUUUUUCCUUGUAGUGAUAUUGACAAACUCACUGUCCAACUCCGACGUUUUGGCUUCAUCGGAUAUUUAUAUAUGUGUUACAGUGAUUGAGACAACAAAAAAUGAUGUAUGCUCUACACCAUGUACAAUAAGGUACGGAACAUUUGAAUGCUUUCAUGACUGUAUCCUUGAGCAUUACAGAGAUGGAAAUUGUAUUAACGGAAGAUGUUGUUGCAAAUAA
Messenger RNA from Arabidopsis thaliana (thale cress), 246 nucleotides. RefSeq names its product Defensin-like (DEFL) family protein. The transcript is spliced from 2 exons. NCBI's taxonomy places the organism in Eukaryota, Viridiplantae, Streptophyta, Magnoliopsida, Brassicales, Brassicaceae. Gene Ontology annotation, cellular component: extracellular region. Bases 1 to 246 code for a protein of 81 amino acids. The record is from RefSeq and is marked reviewed.